AUGGCGUCCAGACCCAUUCGGAUUGCAGGUGCUUCUGGCUCUGCGUCUGAUCGUCGACAUGCCGUUUCCUCGUUUGCAAGAUCGUAUCCUACAGAUCCUGUCGAUGUCAUCAUAUGUGACUUCAUGUCCGAAGCCAAUAUGACGGUAGCGGCAGGUCGGAAGAUGGACCAGCAAGGCAGCAAAACUUCUGAUCCAAAUCCGAUGCUGGGUGGCGGUCCUGCUUUCGAACCAUCCUUCUUGGAAGCUCUCGAACCUGCGCUAGAGGAUCUUGCCAAGUACAAGAUCAAACUCGCGGCCAAUGCUGGUAAUGCCGACACCGAGGCAUUGUACACGACUGUUUGUGAGAUGGUCAAGAACAAGGGCCUAGAUAUCCCCGUGGCAUGGAUCUCCGGCGAUGAAGUCCUCCCCGCUAUCAACGCCGGAUUACAAGACGGCUCUUCAAAAUUCAAGAACAUCUACACUGGCGCUAUCUUGUCAUCGUGGGAAUUUGAGCCAAUAUACGCCCAUGCGUAUCUGGGUGGGCUGGGAAUCGCUGAAGCUUUUGCACAAGGAGCUCAGAUUGUUGUCUGUGGACGUGUCGCUGAUGCUUCUCCUGUUAUCGGCUCAGCGUACUGGUUUCACGGGUGGGAACGUUCCCAAUUGAACGAAUUGGCCAACGCCUUUGUGGCCGGUCACCUCAUAGAGUGCUCGAACUAUGUCACUGGAGGCAACUUUAGUGGUUUCAAAGCCAUUGAGCAUUCACCCCAGGGAUGGGUCGAUAUAGGUUAUCCUAUCGCUGAGAUAUCCAAAACUGGGUCCGUGGUAAUCACCAAGCAGAAAAACUCGGGUGGUGUUGUGUCGAUACACACGUGCUCGUCACAAUUGCUGUACGAAAUUCAAGGCCCGUGGUAUUUCAAUUCAGAUGUCACUGCAGUCCUGGACCAACUCUGGUUUGAGCAGCUCGCACCCGAUCGUGUCGCUCUACACGGUGUACAAGGACUUCCGCCACCACCGACGACCAAAGUUGGUCUCACUGCCCGCGGAGGCUUCCAAGCUGAAGCAUUCUAUUUUAUGACAGGUUUAGAUGUCGACGAGAAAGCACGGAUGACAGAAGCGCAAAUUCGAAACGGUCUGAAGCCGUAUUCCGACAAGUACACAACCCUGGCAUUCAACGUGUUGGGCCGACCGCUGCCGGACGCGGACAAUCAAAACGCAGCGACGUCAGUGUUCCGCGUGUUCGCUCAGGCACGCAGAGCAGACGACAUUGCGCCAGCCAAAUUCUUGAGACCAGUGAUUGACAACAUCAUGGAAGGAUAUCCGGGGGCUACAUUCCAUCUGGAUUUCCGUAUGGGCCUUCCGAAGCCUUAUUUUGAAUACUACGUCACAUUGUUGGAUCAGUCCAAGGUGGCACACAAGGUGCAUUUCGAGGGCGAGGAGACGCUGAUUCCACCACCGACGGUGUCCAAGGUCUUCCCAGAGAGACAACCCAGCCAGGCCAUGGCGACCUUGCAGAUCGAUCUAUCCAAAUUCGGACCAACGGAGCGACUCCCACUAGGAACGAUUGUCAAUGCCCGCUCCGGAGACAAGGGCGCAGAUUGUAAUUGUGGGUUUUGGGUCAGGAAUGAGGAUGAGUUUGUGUGGUUGAAGAAUUUGUUGUCGGUUGAGACCAUCAAGACUCUGCUUGGCAAGGAGUACGAUACUUCGAGAGUGCCAAAGAUUGAAAUCGACCGUUUCGAACUGCCGAAUUUGCGAGGCGUGCACUUUUUGUUUAGGAAUUUGUUAGACAGAGGGGCGAACAGUACGGCGACCGUCGACUUUCUAGGGAAGAAUACGGCAGAAUAUUUACGGUCUAGGUACGUCGACAUCCCGACAAGAUUCCUCGCGAGAGGGAAGUUGUGA
This is a messenger RNA of Exophiala spinifera, 1878 nucleotides long. RefSeq lists its product as uncharacterized. The coding region runs from base 1 to 1878 and encodes 625 amino acids. Lineage: Eukaryota; Fungi; Ascomycota; Eurotiomycetes; Chaetothyriales; Herpotrichiellaceae. The transcript has 2 exons. The record is from RefSeq and is a predicted model, not a curated record.